Melospiza melodia melodia is the source of this 3728-nucleotide messenger RNA. RefSeq names its product claudin 19 (gene CLDN19). The coding region runs from base 1 to 633 and encodes 210 amino acids. Lineage: Eukaryota; Metazoa; Chordata; Aves; Passeriformes; Passerellidae. Gene Ontology annotation, biological process: bicellular tight junction assembly; cell adhesion. The transcript has 4 exons. Gene Ontology annotation, molecular function: structural molecule activity. Gene Ontology annotation, cellular component: bicellular tight junction; plasma membrane. The record is from RefSeq and is a predicted model, not a curated record.
AUGGGCGGCGGGGCGCGGGAGCUGGCCGGGUACCUGGCGGCGCUGGCCGGCUGGGUGGCGGGGCUGGCGGCCGCCGUGCUGCCGCAGUGGCGGCAGAGCUCGUACGCCGGGGACGCCAUCAUCACGGCCGUGGGUCUCCAUGAGGGGCUGUGGAUGAGUUGCGCCGCCCAGAGCACCGGGCAGGUGCAGUGCCGCCUGCACGACUCGCUGCUCUCCCUCGAAGUUCACAUCCAGACAUGCCGGGCUCUCAUGGUCAUUUCUCUCCUCCUGGGCUUCUUUGGCAUCAUCGUGAGCGUGGUGGGCAUGAAAUGCACUAAAGUUGGGGAGGAGGAUCCUGUCACCAAAAGCCGCAUAGCUGUUGCUGGAGGUGUUCUCUUCGUUCUCUCUGGUCUGUGCACACUGGCUGCCGUGUCGUUGUAUGCAACACAGGUGACCUAUGAGUUCUUCAGAGAGACCACCAUCCCCAUCAACACCAGGUACGAGUUUGGCUCUGCUCUCUUCGUGGGCUGGGGGGCCGCCAGCCUCUCCAUGCUGGGGGGGUCCCUCCUGUGCUGCUCCUGCCCUGCCAAGGAGCGCCGAGGACAGCGGUACCAGCAGCAGUCACAGCCCUCCACAGCCCAGGACUAUGUCUGAGCCCUCGCCCUACGCUCCUGCUGCCCAGUGCCUCCCUUCCCUCCCAAAAAGAGGCAAGACCCCGGUGUUCCCACCCUGCCUGGACCCUGAAUGUCCCGUGAGACCUUUCUCCUUCUUAUCUUCCGUGUUUCAGCACCAUUUUCAGUGCCAGCCUCCAAAGCAGAGGUUUUAAGUGUCACACCUGUCAUAUCCAUCAUUGCUGUGUUCUCAGCUGGGCGGGGUGCUACCCCCAGCCCCACAUUGUGGCCACACCAUCUCUGUCUGUCACAGGGAUUCUCUGGGGGUGCUGCAGGGAGGCUGAUGCCAGUGGCAAAGGGGCAGAGAGCCAGUUGGCCAAUCCCACAGGGGUGUGCCACACAGAAGGGGUUUGUACCAUGGCCACCCCUUUCUCACAUCCUGUUUUCAGGAGCAAGUGGGGAGGAAAGCCAGUGUUUGGUUUUCCUUGGAUGAGGUUUUUACUUCUAACAGCACCAGCCCAACUUGGGGUUCAAGCAUCCCUAAGCCCCGUUCUUGGCAGAGGGAUGCUUUUAGGAUGCAGCAUUGCCCUUCCUCAUUGCUACUGAAAAGCAACAGUUUAAAAUUAUUAUUAAUUAUUAUUGAUUCCUUCCUGGAGGCCAGUUGCUCCAGCUGAGCUCUGCCAGCCCAAACCUGCCUUGGACUCAUUCCUGUCCAGGACCAGGCUGUGCCUUGUUAAACAAUGAAUGGGUUUGGGCAAAUUAAAGCAGCAAAAAGAGGGUCUGAACAUAAAUUACUUGUUUUUGGUUACAGAUGGACAGAGCCCUGAAUUUUGGUGCCUCCCUGCUGGGUCCAAAUCCCUCUUCCCCUGCCAAGAUCCCCUAGAGCAGACAGUGAAGGUUCCAAAUACAACCUGCUAAUUGCCUCCACCAGUUUGUACCUCUAUUCUACUGCUACUAAUUGUUUUGCAACUGCCAAAGCUCCAAUUUAAUCUGUAAAUCCUUCAAACUCUCUGUACUCCAUCCCUCCAGCCCUGCUGCAGGUGUUGUGCCCACCAACCCACAGGGAACGACACUGAAAAUUAUCCAAACAGCUUCAUAAUCUAUUUUUAAAUUUUAUCUUUAAACCCAAAUAUGAAGAGAAAGCUGAUUUUUAAAAAAUUUUGGGUUGCUCUAUUUUAUUUUGUUUAUUUUAUUUUGCUCUAUUUUGUUUUAUUCUGCUUUUCUCAUUUUUAUUUUCUUUCCUCCUGUUUUAUUUCCUUUCCCUCUAUUUGAUGUUAUGCCCACGCUCGGGUCUGGGUCCCUGGCUGUGCUGGAGGAGAAACAAUGCUGUUUUUUCCCCGAGGGGGCGCGUGAUUUCUCUCUUUCUCCCUGGCAUGAACUGCCUUUGUCUCUUUUAAGUUGCAGUCCCCCUGCAAAGCUGUCCUGCACACCUCAUGGGAGAGCAGUGCUUCUAGGCUGGCAUCACCCAUCAGGUGCUGAACCCAGAUUUUGGGGUUCGAAAAACAACAACCAAAGCCACUGCAGUAAGGAUUGAAAAGGAAUCUUAUGCUUUAAAAGAAACAAACAAAAACACACCCCCCCCAAAAAAAAACCAAAAGCAAAAACAAACAACCCCACACACUGAAAAGGCCUUUUUAUAUUUCAGUGUAAAGAAUGUUUUUUAUUCUAUUAAUAUAAAUUUCAUUAACUUUCCCUUGGGAUGCAUGGCCUUGGAUUUUUUUGUACUUAAAAUUGUGACUUGGUGGUAUUACAAUAUUUUAAAUCAUGAGCAUCUUUCUGGAACUGUCUCUUUGACCUCCCCUCACUCCCCAUCUGGACCAGUCCCCUCCAGUGCUGGUUCAGAGCCACUUCUGCAGCGUGGCAGGAGCCUUUCCCCCAUCCUCAAUAGUUCUUGCCCUCCUGGCUAAAUAUAUUGCAUCUUUUGCCACGUGUUGCUCUCAAAGGUGGGGAUGUGUUCUUACAAAUUUCUUCAGAUUAAAUCCUUGGGAAUCCAGCUUGACCCCUCCACAAGUCUCUUCCCAAGGCUGAAAUGCCACCAGCAUCUUCCACUUAUAGGCCCUCUUAGGAACCCUCAUAGCUGAAGUCUUCCUGUUUUCUCCCUUUUGCCAUUAAUUCAGAGCUGACUUGUGCCUAAUUGGGUAUUUACUAAUUUAAGCCGAUUUUUAUUCCCCUAUGUGGGACGUGGCCCCUGCUGUGCAUGUUUUUCUUUAGAGGACAUGUUUUCCAUCCAGGUUUUUGCAUGGCUGCUGUGUCGUCUUAGCAUCCUCGUCUUGCCUCCUGCGUCUAGUCCAGAAAUACAUCCCAUCCCACCUCAGACCCAGGGAUUUGCUGUCCUUGGUGGCUGCUGCGACAUCUCCAGUAGUCACCUGAAGGCUUCCUGGGGAUGGACACCCAGGCUGGAAGCACAUCAGAGAGGGGGAUCUGCCUUUGCUCACAGCACAGGCAGGCUGAAACGCUUUCCCCCCCUCCAACGCACUUAGUCAUUAAACCAGUUGUUGGGAGUUGGGAUUUUUUUCCUUUUUCUUUUACUUACAGAUUUUUCUUUUUCCCAUUAAUUGCUAGGAAACUAACUACUGGGGACUUAUGGAUACUUAGGGGUGCUUAAGAAAGACAAAAACCGUGUCUGAAGUCGGGAGAGGAGUGGAGCAUCUGGGUAUAGCUUUUUUCCCUCGGGGAGUUUCUCUCCGGGGGAGAGAACGGGGCCAGGUAAAACAGACGGGGCUGGAGGCAGCUGGGUGCUCUCGCUCAUUGGCAUCGGAGGAGGACAGCCGGGCUCUCCCUUCCUGCAAGAGAGAAUUGCCGGCACCGAAGGCCCGGUCACCAUCUGCCCGUGUGCCCUGGCAGUCCCGAGCCUCGCCUCUGGGCCCCGCUGCCCUGGCCCCGCUGCUUUUUCGGUUUCUCCACGCUGUGGCCGUCCCUGAGUUCCAGCUGCCGCUGUGGAACUCCUAAUACAUCUAGUCCACCACCCCCGGAUUAUUUUUGCUCAUUUCUGCCAGCUGUGACGGUAACUGCACCAAAGUGGAAAGUGCCAGCAGCCCAGAAGGCUUUUGCUGCGUCCCUGGUUCUGUUUGUUGUUAAUGUUAUUGUUUUGUUUGCCUUGUUAUACAUACUAGUAAAGAAUUGUUAUUCCUGUCCUCA